Sporothrix schenckii 1099-18 is the source of this 2652-nucleotide messenger RNA. RefSeq names its product golgi family matrix protein. Gene Ontology annotation, molecular function: small GTPase binding. The record is from RefSeq and is a predicted model, not a curated record. Gene Ontology annotation, cellular component: Golgi apparatus. The coding region runs from base 1 to 2652 and encodes 883 amino acids. The transcript has 4 exons. Lineage: Eukaryota; Fungi; Ascomycota; Sordariomycetes; Ophiostomatales; Ophiostomataceae. Gene Ontology annotation, biological process: endoplasmic reticulum to Golgi vesicle-mediated transport; Golgi organization.
AUGUGGUGCCACGGGUGUCCCGAAGACGCUGAGAAGCGAGAAAAACAGGAAAGCGCGAGACAGGCCGCGCCUGCUGCCAGGAUGCGUGGGUCGCUUCUGCGACCAAACUGCGCAACGCUGCACCAGCGCUCGUUUACGCCCAUUCGCGCCUUCCAUUCCACUCGGCAUCCCUCCUCUUUCCUCUUUCCUCUUCCACCCUGUCAUAUCCCUUUUUCAAACCAACUUCGCUCGCAGACUGCAGUCCUUUCCACAUCUCCGAAUACUCUCCGAAUGCCACACAAACAUUGCACGCAAAAGACGUCAUCAUCAAGCGCCCCGUCAUACUGUCCGGCUCCGACCUCGAGCCCUAUCUCCAACGACCUAGUCUGCCCACCAUUGCGUCCCCGCCGACUGCAACAGAUUAAAAUACGACGCGACAAGCACCCCCAAAACGAGCCAAUCGCCGCCACUAGACGAAGGGGGGAAGCCAACGCCAGCAAAGCCAAUGCAGCUGCGGAGGGCGGAGCUUGCCUUGGACUCCGUCUAACGCUUCGCCCGUUCACCCUGUUAGGUGCUAAGAAGAAGAAUAAGAAGAAGAAGUCCGCGGCGGCCAAGGCCAGUGCUGCGCCGGUCGCUGCUACGGAUGCAUCCCCGACAGAACCAACUGGCCCUGCAGCUUCUACCGAAGAGCCCGAGACACAAAAUGGUGCCGACCGCGACGACGCUGGCGAGGUUGUAGACGAACUUUCAAAAAACGAUGCAGCAGUGCCAACCCGAGAGGCCAUACAUGGACCGCCCUUUGCUAACCGCCAUUGGACGCAGCAGAAGCCCGACAUUGACACCGAAACACCUGCAGACAUAACGACGCCGCCCAGCCCGACAAAACCGUCGACCAACGGGGAGGACGGUGGCAACGGCCACACUCGGAGCGGCUCGACGGCCAACGGCCACGCGGUACCAUUCCACUCAAAGACCGACAUAACCGACGCCGAGAGUACCGCGAUUGACAAGGACGGCGAUAAGGACACCUCCACUGCCAGCCGCAACGGUGAUCAGUCCUCCAACUCAGCAGCAACAUCAGCACCAUCCUCACCCACCACCACUGUGUCCAAGGCCACAAGCACAACCCCGCGCGCCGCCACGACGCUGAACGACGGCCCCGAGGGCGAGUCGGACCCCGCUGAGCUAGAACGGCUACGACAGCAGGUGGCAGAGCUUCAAAAGGCGCAAGAGUCCCACGAGGAGGAAACGAAAAAGCUGCGGUCCGACCUUGAGGAGAUCGAGGCUCAGCGCGACGCAGCAGACAGCCGUUACGAUGAUCUCGUGACCCGGGUUGAGAAGCUCAAAGAGAACAUUAGCUCCCGGUUCCUGCGCGACAAGGAGGAGCUGGAGGAGAACCGAGAACGCAUCGAGGAGCUCGAGGCAGAAAACGAGCGCCUGCUGCAAGCCAAAGCCAACGCCGAGGCGUCCACAGCCGCUGCCGCCAACGAGGUGGCGCGACUGCAACGCGAACUAGACGUCAUUGAUAACGAGCAUGACCGCGAGCAGGAAGAGAUCCGGAACCGCACCCAUCUGUCGCAGCAAAACUGGCAGCGCGAGAAAAAGGAGCUGAUGCAGCAACUGGAAAACCUGCAAAAGGAACUGAUCAAUACCAGAGAGGGUAUGAACGACUGGGAGGUCAUCGCACUCGAAGAGCGCAACCGAACCACCUUGCUGGAAAGCAAGGCGUCUGAUCUGGAAGAGCAGGUCGGCGUCUUGCGUGAACAGUACGAGCGAGCCGCCGAGGACCGCGAUGCACAGGCCGCUACUGUCGAGAGCCUGCAGCGCUCCCUGGAGGAUCUCCAGAACGCACGCCGGCACGAGCUGCGCGAGAUGGUCCAGGAAUCGGAGGCCAAGCUUGAUGCGGCCGAAACACGCGCACAAAAGGCCGAGAAAGCGGCCGCAGAGGCCAAUGAAGAGGCCGAGGAGCUUCGGACAAAGCUUGCGCAUGCCUCUACCAUGGAGGUCGAGCUGAAGGAAAAGACGGCCGCUCUUGCGAAACUGCGGCACGAGUCGCUGGGUCUGAACGAACACCUCAUCAGGGCUCUCCGCUUCAUCAAAAAAAUGAAGCCAGAAGAGGCCGUGGAGCAGUAUGUCACCCUGCUUCCGUACGCGCAAGUGAUGACCAACCUCUUGCUUCAAUUCCUGCAGAUUGACCGCUCGGACCCCAAGAAGUUCCAGGUGCUGCAGGUCAUUGCCGGCAUGCUCCAUUGGACAGACGACGAAAAGGAAAGGGCCGGUCUCGCGCGGCCGGGUACGUCGAGCAGCUCGCUGCGGCUGCCGGCCUCUCCGUUUGGGCGAACACCGAGCACACCGUCCUUGAACACCGAGUUCCAAUUGGAAUCCUCGUCGCUGUCCGGGCCGCCCCCGACCAACAAGUCCCUCAGCACCAUGUUCAAGGCAUUUUUGGAAGAGAGCGUCAACGAGACGUCUGCGCCGCCCGUUUCGGCGGACGACCCUUUGUUGACGGCACUGCUAAACACGCGGCCGGCGGGCUCACGAUCGACCGACACGAAGGCAUCGAACAGCAUUUCGUCGGGGACGCAAGCGUCUGACGCUGGGCCGUCUCCUGCGGGACCGUCUGGUGCAGGGUCGCUUGGUGCAGGGGCGCCCGAGAAGACUGAUGCCGCAUAA